AUGAUUGCGGAAGAAAUCGCAGGAGAUUCAGAAAGAGGUGAAACAGAUAAGAAUGGCAAGCAGAAGAAACGAACAAACAUGGCGUGUAUUCGAUGUAGAACACGGCAUGUACGGUGUCCUGGUGGUGACCCCUGUAAAAAGUGUCAGUUAGCCAAGACCAAGUGUGAGUACGUGGAAGCAGAUAAAAAGAUUGUUGUUUCGAUGAAAUACCUCUCGAAGCUUCACGACGACAUUGCCCGCCUAAAGAAAGAGAAUGCUACUUUGAGGACAAAUCUUAAGAAUGAGGAGUUAAGGCGAACGGGUGAAAAUGGUUCGAGAAUAGGUAACUCAUUUGAGUAUCAUACAAAAACCCCACACAACCAGCUUUUAUUCAAUGAAGUCACCAGUUCAGCGUUUAAUACCGGUGAGAUCAUUCAGCCGUCACUUGAUAAGUAUGGACGGCUUAUUCAAUCCCGUACUGGAGAAAGAAUCUAUGUGGGGUCUUCUUCCAUGACAUUGUUUGGAUUGGAAAUCCAGAAUAUGGUACCCGCUGCUUACAGUCCUUCUAAUAACGGAAAUGCAGCCAAUAGUCCAUUAUCGACCAUGUCAGAAUCAGGAGCGGGUGCUGACAAAAGAGAAGCUGAAGUUAUGGAAAAGGAAGGAAACGCCUACAAAAUUACAUUGGCCAAAACUAACACUCGACCUGGACUUUCAAUCAACUUCACUUUACCUUCUUAUUCAUAUGCCAUGUUACUUGUGGACAAUUUCAUCAAUUAUAACGAUGGAUGCUUUUACUUUUUCAAUGAAGGUCUAGUCAAAAGGUUUCUAAUGAACUUAUACUCUGGUAAUACUGAAGAAAACAAAAAGAUCAUGCGGAGAAACCUUAAUCUUACCAAAAGAUACGAUGCUGAUGAGAACUCAAUCAAGAACGAUAGAGAUGAUGAUACGAUCCUCGAAACCAUGUGGUUUUGUAAGAUUUUAUUGAUAUUUGCAACUGGGGAGAUGUACUUGGGUACUGAAUCUGAUGUUCAUAUCAAAACAGCUAAGCACCAGUAUAAGGCCGAAAACAAGAAACAGAAGAAAGAAGCAAAUACAAAUCGAACUUUUCCGAAGAAUACUUUACCAGGUUCAGGUUAUUUCUACCAAGCUUCUGAACUCUUUACUGGUUUAUUUGCUUCUGGAGCUAUCGACAACAUUACUAAAGAUGGAGGUAUAGAAGUCAUGUUGUUAUAUGCUUUCUUUCUUCAGGUUGCAGAUUGCACAAUUGCAUCAUAUUUUUACUUUGGGUUGGCUUUAAGGUCAGCUUUGAUCUUAGGCUGGCAUGUUGACUCAGAACAAAAUACGCUAGACCGGUUUGAGUUGGAACAUAGAAGAAGACUUUGGUGGACAGUCUAUAUGUAUGAAAGGAUGUUGUCAUCAAAAGCAGGGCUUCCCCUUAGCUUUUCAGAUGAUAGUGUUUCCACUGAACUCCCCAAAGAUAUUGAUAUGUCAUUGGUUGAUUUUCCUGCUGAUGACAGCGAUGUCAGAGGGUACUACAUAUUCCCUUCAGCUGAGUACAUCAACAACUGUGUCACAAUUACUCAGAUCAACGCAAUAAUCUUAUCAUGCCUAUAUACCAAGCAACCAACUAUUAAUAUUCUCCCAGUUGUGUCUGAUUUGGUACACAGACUUAUGAAUUGGAAGAACAGUUUGCCCGAAUUCUUGAAGAUUGAUUUCCAAAGUGAGGAUCUAAAGAUAUCCCGUUUAAUAGUCAAUUUGAUGACUGAAUACUUCCAGGGUAUCAACUUGGCUGUGAGGCCGUUACUUUUCCAUUUUGCUUCGAAAAAAUUGAAAGAAUUACAAACCCAAAACAACGUUAACAAAUAUGUGGAUUUGUCAAGGUACUCCAAAAACGUUAUAACUUUGUUAAAUGCUUCCUUUCAAGCUUCUAUAAAUACAGUAAGAUCGAUUUGGGCAUUACUACCGGAUAAUAUGGUGGCGUUAUUUGGGUGGAUGGACAGAGAGUAUUUAUUCACUUCAGCCUUAACAUUGAUCUUGUUUAACUCGUCAUUUGGAUUACACGAUGCCACCAAAGAACAUUUGGAUCAUGCCUUGACAGUAUUCACCAAGAUGAAAAAACUAGGAAACUAUCCUGCAGCUGUAAGGAGAGCACAACUAUUGAAGUUGAUUAGCAUUUUAGACUUCAACAGAGUCAUGAGGGACUUAUUGACUAAACAUGAUGACGAAGGACUAUUUUCAACCAGUGUUAGCCCUAAUGAUCCUGAAAUGCCUGUUGAGCCACCGACCUUGAACAUGACUAACCAUGAGAAAACUGACCAACACCAGAGUAAUGAUUCAAUCGGACAAAAUGAGCUCAACAUCAACAACGAGCUUGAACCUUUGAUCAGUAUUAAGUUUGACGCAUACGAUAUGAACGAGCUUGAAACUCUAUAUCCGAAGAAUGAAGCUGAAGGUAUCGAAGGAUUCACCGAGUUUAAUGAAGAGCAAAAAUUAUGGCACGAAAUUACCAAUGAUGCGGUUUGGUUGCAACAUGCGCCUAACAAACCAGCUUCUUCUGCAACUCCAGGAAAUGAGUUCAAUGAAUCAUCUGAUGACGGUGAAGAGAUGACUGAAGUUCUUGAAGCCUUUGACAGCAAAGUCACACAAGAUACGCCAGGCUAUGGUGAUAUGUUAAAUCACGAGUUCCAUGAUCUUAUGCAUGGCUAA
Messenger RNA from Yamadazyma tenuis ATCC 10573, 2685 nucleotides. RefSeq names its product Put3p (gene PUT3). Lineage: Eukaryota; Fungi; Ascomycota; Pichiomycetes; Serinales; Debaryomycetaceae. Gene Ontology annotation, biological process: DNA-templated transcription; regulation of DNA-templated transcription. The record is from RefSeq and is a predicted model, not a curated record. Gene Ontology annotation, cellular component: extracellular region. Gene Ontology annotation, molecular function: zinc ion binding; DNA binding; DNA-binding transcription factor activity, RNA polymerase II-specific.